GCUGCGGUCCCCGACUCAGCCUCCUCCUCUCGCCGGCCAGCCUCCUCCUCUCGCCAUCGCCCCGCUACUCCACCGCUUCCAUCCGCCACCGACCAUGGCGUGGCCGACGCCGUACAAGGACUCGACCGCCCCGCCACGCUAGCUCCGCCGCCGCCGCCGCCCCUUGCCGUCUUCUUCCUCCUCCCCUCCCUCCUUCCUUGGCCCAACACAAUGCUGCCCUCUAGGGUGAAUAUCUCCUGCUCCGCCGCCCCCAAAUCUUAGCCCCUCUCCGGUCGUCAUCUAUCAUCCCCUGGCUAAUUUGCCCCCUCUCCCCGGCCCUCCCUCUCUCUCCUCAGGCAAAAUGCAGCUUUUGAGGGGGAUGCUCGUGCCCACUGUUAGUGAUUGAUCCUAUUCCUACCUCACAUCCUCUCGAUCUUGAAGAUGUCUAAAUCAAAAGCCAAGGGUAAAGGCAUUGCCUUGGAGGAACCCCAGCCAUCCCACAUGUUUACAUUGCAAUUGUCAAAUCUCCAAGGCGAUUAUGUGGUUAUGAUGGAAAAAAUCGAGGCAGCAAUCAAACAGCUAAACCAAAGUGAGAUCAACAAGGAGCCCACUCUUUUGCGUAAACCACUGACAUUUGAGGGUCGAAUGUACACUCCAAAAACUGGGACUUUCUUAGUGAAAUUGGAACCCGAGCAUCAAGGAAAAGUCGUCACACUGCUCUAUAGAUGGUUUGACUUUUACUUCGUCGGCUUCCACGUUGAAGUGGUUUGGUACUUGUUCAGCGACUUUGACACCCGCAUGCUUCCUCCUCAAAGCCAGCUGCGCUACAACCCCAAGGAUGGAGUGGGAAUAGUCAAGCUCAUUUUCGGCUGCAACUAUUUGGAAGUUGGGAGCUAUGCCAUAAAGGUUGGGCGACCGGCAUUCGAACGGUGCAUCGCGGCCUUGAGUAAGGCUGAAGAAUUGCAUGGUACAGAAGAAGGCCAGAAGGUUCUUGCUGCAGGACCGUUGGCCCUUCCGAUGGUGGUGAUCUCAGAAGCAAUCCGCUUUGAUCUAUGGAGGGCCUGUGUGACGAAACGACUUGGUGAGGAGGUGGAUGAUGUUGUUGAGGAGGAGUACAGCCAGUACUUCCAGUAUUGGCAGAAAAUGUCAGUGGCCAUUGUCAACAAGGAUAAGUGGGAUACUCUGGAGUUAGAUGAGUUAGUCAAAUUGGUCCGUGUUCUCAUGAGGAACAAGGAAAUCAAGCCUGAGAAGAAAAAGUGGAUGCCGCGCUCUUCAUCAAGCACCAGCUCAGGGAAGAAGUGAUAAUCGGCCAAAAGAAGAGGGCUUGUUCAAAUCGAGCUUUUGUGUCUCAUCUGUUGAAGCUGGCGGGCUCUACCUUUAUACCUAACCAAACCGAAGUGGCUGCUUGUUUGUUGGAGGAGAAUCAUUUGCUGUAAAAUACUAUGCUAUGCUAUGAUAUGUGUAUCCCAGCCGUUGCUAUGCUAUGCCAUGAUAUGUGUAUCCCAGCCGUUGCUGGUGAAGAGAGAGAGACCAUUACAUGCUAUGACAUGUUCCUAUGCAUUGAAGCAGAUAGAUGAACCCAUCCGUGUUAA
Molecule: messenger RNA, 1571 nt
Organism: Aegilops tauschii subsp. strangulata
Lineage: Eukaryota; Viridiplantae; Streptophyta; Magnoliopsida; Poales; Poaceae
Biological process (GO): negative regulation of translation
Molecular function (GO): rRNA N-glycosylase activity
Source: RefSeq, a predicted model, not a curated record